This is a messenger RNA of Phytophthora nicotianae INRA-310, 2589 nucleotides long. RefSeq lists its product as hypothetical. The record is from RefSeq and is a predicted model, not a curated record. Lineage: Eukaryota; Oomycota; Peronosporomycetes; Peronosporales; Peronosporaceae. The coding region runs from base 1 to 2589 and encodes 862 amino acids. The transcript has 2 exons. Gene Ontology annotation, molecular function: nucleic acid binding; zinc ion binding.
AUGGCUCAAAGAAGGAGUCGUGCAGCUGAGCGCCCGUCACCGAACCCUCGUCCUCGUCAACAGAGCCGCGUAAGUGCUCCGAGCGACACUGAAGCUACUCAACCUACGAUGCGAACAAAUACAAGAUCGCAAGCGUCAAGUGAAGGGACCAGUACUAAUGCACAGGCUGAGUCAGCCUUCCCUGCUACUGAUUCUGCUCAAAAUGCGGCCGGACCUGAGACGAUGUCCAUGCAGCACCUGCUAGUAUACAUAACGCAGCAGCAACAGCAGUAUCAAGCUCAGAUGCAAGCGCAAAUGCAAGCCCAAAUGCAACAAGCUAAUGCGAGAUUCGAAUAUCUCGUUGCCGCUAGGGGUGAGCAGAAAAAGAAGGACCCUCCGAUGUAUGAAGGAAAGUAUGGUGAAGACAUUGAGUUAUGGAUCUUCGCUACCGAGCAGUACUAUGCAAGCAGACGUGAGUUAAUGGAGGCAGAUUCGUCCGGUUUCGUGACGAUUAUCUCCAGCAACUUAGGCAAGUCAGUGUUGAACUGGUACCGCGCUUUUAUAGCCGAAUGUGAGAGAGCGAAUAUGAACCCCACGUGGUCGUUGUUUAAGCAACAACUACGCACGCGCUUUCGACCAAAGGACUUCGAGUACGAUCUUCGUGAAAGAAUGUUUCGUCUCAAACAGAGCGAAACUAUCCACGAGUAUGUCUCUAAGUUUCAAGACUUAUUGUCGCAGACAGAACUGGCGAUCAGCGAGUUGGAGAAGCGUUUCUUCUUUCAGAACGGUUUAAGAGAAGAGACCGCAAGGAAGAUCAAGGAAGAGAGUCCUUCGACAUUGCAAGAUGCCAUUGAGAUUGCGUCGAAUUUUGAGUUUGUGCACUACUCGGGAAAACCCCCAAGAGCUACUGCGAAGGGUUCGCAAGGAUCGUCAAGCUCGGGGCAUCGCGCGCCUAAGUCGAAGCAGCAGAAUACAAAGCGCUCCGACAAUAAGAAAGGCAGGAGCGAUGAUUGGAAAAAGACAGCUACGUGCAGAAAUUGUGGCAAAGUUGGCCACAUUUCUCCAGAUUGUACUCAGCCGAAACGUACUGAAGCGAAUCGGUACAUGCAGGGCGCAGUGUAUGCGAUCCUGGAGGCUGAAGCUCGAGCAUUCAAGACGGAAGACCAAGAGAGGCCCGUCACGAUAUUCAUUGACAACGGCAGUAGCCUGAAUGGCGUAACUGAGGAAUUAGUGGAGAAGCUUGAGUUGGAUGUCACUGAAGGUGACAUGAUGCAAGUUGAUCUUGGUUAUGAUCAAGUUGUGCAUCGUCCACGUCGGACUGUAGAGAUGUCUCUGCAGUUACCAGGGUUUCCUUUGACGACAGGAACAUUCCAAGUCAUGCCUGUUCCUGAAGGAAAAGACGUCGUUUUAGGCAUGAUGUGGCUGCGGGAGCAGAACCCUGACAUCGAUUGGAGUACUGGACAGAUUGCACCUCGCAUCAACGUGGAGACCACGCAGACUGUGAAGUUGAGACUGCCGAAGACACGUCCAGCCCGUUGGGUGGCAGGACAACGCCGCGCAAGAGUUGCGCAAAGUCGUGAGAUCUUCAACUACUAUCGGCAGCAUGGCCACAACGGCCAGUUUGGGCGAACGAAGAUUAUUUCGUCCAAACAGUUCCAGCAGAUGCUGCGUAGGGACAAGGAUAUUGAGUCAGUGUUUGUCAUCAAUCCGCAUGAUUUGGAGAAGGCUGAACGCUUCAAGAGUCAAGGAUGGGAUGCUCUUAAGGACAAUUCGGCGUAUGAGACGCUACUAAAGUAUGCGGAUACGGUUUUCCGUACGGAACUUCCGAAUGAGACACCGCCAGUACGGGAAGGAAUUGAGCAUGAGAUUUUGCUCAAACCCGGUACUAAACCGAUUUCGGUCAAACAAUGGCGCCAAAGUCCUGAUCAGAGGAAAACGAUACAGGAAUGGACCAAAGAGAUGGUUCAGGCUGGCAUCAUUCGACCGAGUACGUCAGCAUUUUGUGCACCGACUUUCUGUGUGAAGAAACCAGUCGGAUGGCGUAUUGUGCACGAUUAUCGUCUGUUGAAUUUGGCGACGAUUUUACCAGCUAUUUCCAUGCCUCGCAAGGAAGAUACUUUUGAUGCGAUGGCCGGAAGUUAUUGGUAUUCGUGCAUGGACUUGCUCUGGGGUUAUUAUCAAGUCAAGUUACGAGAAGCAGAUAUACCAUUCACUGCUUUCUCGACCCCAGAUGGUCUUUUUGAAUAUCUCGUCACACCCAUGGGACUCAGUGGAAGUCCGGGGACCUUUAACAGGUUGUUACAGAAGGUUUUCAGGGAUUUGAGUGACGUAGCGCGGAUUUAUUUCGAUGAUAUCUACGUAUACACGAAGGGCGAAGAUGUGAACGACCACAUUACCGCGCUGGACAGAGUAUUGAAACGAUCCCCAAUAACAGUCUACGUGGCAAAGCGAGAAAAUCGCAAGUGGCUUAACAAGAGCGAUGAUGAUAUUAAGAAGCUCUUAGAUGGGGGCGAGGUGCCUGCCAGUAUAGAAGCUCUGAUUGCCCCUAUGAACCAAAUAUCCCCAACGGAUUGCCUCAUCGUCCCCAAGUUCGGGUUUCCAACUGAGUAA